Molecule: messenger RNA, 1704 nt
Organism: Drosophila virilis
Lineage: Eukaryota; Metazoa; Arthropoda; Insecta; Diptera; Drosophilidae
Gene: sa
Product: spermatocyte arrest
Biological process (GO): transcription initiation at RNA polymerase II promoter
Cellular component (GO): transcription factor TFIID complex
Molecular function (GO): protein heterodimerization activity
Source: RefSeq, a predicted model, not a curated record
GUGUAUGACACAAUCUAAAUUCUCGUCUACAUUUUCUAAAUGAUUCUUAACUCGAUUUAAGUGUAUUUUCGCUUCGGUUCUUUAAAAUUAAAUGUCUCUUGUCGCUUGUCUCGUUCCGGGACAUGAUGUUAGUUGAGAGCAGUUGCUGCGUUUGUUUUCCAGAAAAUUGAUUCAGCAACAAAUAUUUGCAUAACUCAUUAAGAGCGCUGCGAGAUACGUAAACGUAAACGCAAACAUUCACGUAAAUGAAAACACGUUAAAUAAGUUCAUUAUGUGCGUGUUUGUGUGUUAGUGUGUGCAUGUGUGUGUGCGUGUCUGUGUGCAGUUUGUCGCGAUCGUCAAGCGAAAAUAUUUUAAUUAGUUUUUGGGCGGGGAAACGUCUCGAAUCGCUGGCUAAUUGUUGGCAUUGGCUCAGCGAGCGAAACGAGCGCUGAUUGUGUGCAGCAUUAUGGAAAGAUUAUGCAAACAUGUUAAGGGGUUAAACAGACAACAGAAGCCAAAGGCUGGCUAUGCAAAUUCCAAUGAAAAACUGAAGUAGAGUGGGCAGGAAAAGCUGCAGUUGCUGUGACAGCUCCGAAAAGAAUAAAAUUUGACAGGUACUCAACACUGGCAAAUGACAGGACAGCAAAAUAGCCGACAGCUAGUCAAACUAAUUGAUUUGCUUGCCUACAAUCAGUUGCAACAAAUGAAUCCCUACGAGGAGAUACUAGGCCAGGUGAUGGACCAAAUGCUUAUGCAAAAGGACUGCAAUACGGAGAACAAGCUGGUGCACGACAAGCUGGUCGUGCUGAUGCGCUACACAGGACUGCGUGACAUUGCGGUGACCACCUCGAAUGCCGCCUGUCAUGCGGGCCGCUCCACGCCCUGUUACUUUGAUGUGGAGCGCACGUUCCGUGUGCUGGGCAUUGGGGUCCGUGGCUUGCGGGAGUUGCGUGAUAGCAGUGCAGAGACUCAGCCGACGCCCAUCAGCUUUAGUCCGGUUGAGACGCGCGACGAGGAUAUACACCAGAGUCCGCAGCUGGAUAUCAAUCAGUCGCGCGGCUUGCGCAGCGGCCGACACAUACCCAAAUAUAUGCCGCCCUUUCCUGGUGUGCACACCUACAAGAACACCAUGAUGGACAUUGUGACGGAUCGUGGCUACGUCUCGGAGCGGCAACGUCGUGCCGAGCUGCAGCUGAGCACCCAGAGGGCGCUCAAUAGGUACUACCUGCGCACACGGCCGGCUAUCUCGCUAUUCAUUGAGCCGCAGCGCGGCACAGAAUUCAUGGUGCUCAAUGUGAAUGUGCCCAAAAAGCCGGCCUACUUAACGGCAUUAAUGCCGCGCGAUGAGGUGUUCGAUGUGGAUAUCUACGAGUUCAAUGAGCCGCCCAAUGAGAGGGCACGAAACAAUCCCUUUAUGAAGAAGCCGCAUGAUAAAAGCGAGUGUAAUCAGUCCAUCGAAGAAGACAAUAAUGAAAAUGAAUCGGAAGAAAAUGAUGAUGAUCCGGAUGAUGAUCGUGAUCAGGAGCAUGAUCAGGAUCGGGAGCGUGAGGAUAACGAAUUUGAUGACGAGGACGAUUGGCAACUGCCCAACUUAAAUGACGAUGACGAAUCCUCAUCAUGAGAAUAUUUAUGAAGUAAUAUUUUAUGAAAUUUAAUAUAUAUCAGCUGUGAGGCAUAGUCAGUACUUAAUCAAUCGACUAGUAUUUAUAUUUGGCAUUGAUA